Molecule: messenger RNA, 1359 nt
Organism: Fomitopsis serialis
Lineage: Eukaryota; Fungi; Basidiomycota; Agaricomycetes; Polyporales; Fomitopsidaceae
Exons: 6
Coding region: 1-1359 (452 amino acids)
Source: RefSeq, a predicted model, not a curated record
AUGGAGACCGCCCCGGAACCUGCAGACAUCAAAACGCAACCAGCUGCAGAAAGUGCAAGUUCGCUGCCCUGCGCCAUCUGUCGGCGACAGUUCUCGAGAUACACAUGUUCGCGGUGCAACAUCCCUUACUGCUCUCUGACAUGUUUCCGUUCCGAGUCACAUGCGGAAUGCUCCGAGAAUUUCUAUCGCAAAGAAAUUGAAUCCGACGUACGCGGCGAUGCAUCCAAGUCUGCUCAGCAAAGACAGAAAACCCUGGAGCUACUGAAACAUUUUGAAGAAGACACUAUGAAUGACGACAUACUCGGCCUCGAGUCUGACGAAUCCGACGCAGACGAUGCAGAUCUAGAGAGUAGACUUAAAGGCCUGGACCUAGAGGCGGCUUCAUACGACGACCUCUGGACAGCACUCACACCCGAGGAGCGCGAGAGAUUUACCAAAGCACUUCGCAACCCAGACAGUGAGCUAGCGCAGCAGCUCCUCUCCAGUGAAGAACUCGAGAAAGUGCGCAUCGAGCCAUGGUGGGAAGCUCCCGAUGACGCCAGUGCGGGUCAAUCAAGUGCAUCGUUUCGCGCACAGAAGAGGUACGGCAAGAAGCCUGCCAUGAUGCAGGUCCCUGCGAAUAUGGCCGGAGCCUCGCACACCCCAGGUAAGUUUCCCCUGCUGCUGUAUAAUCUGUGUGCCAUCAUGGUCGCAUACACAUACGUCACGCGCUACCUCGCCACCUCACCUCUGACAUCCCUCGACCCGUCAGAACGGGACGAAGCGCGCCGCAUCAUCGCGGAGCUCGUGCCCUUCCUCACCGACCGUCUCUCGAAGACCGUGCACUCCACUCUCUCGGCGACGGUAACGGACCUCUUGUCUCGUUUCCGCCCGGGUGCAAUGUCGCCCACGUUCUACUACCUCGUCCUGAAAGACGCCGCCACCUUACUGCGUCCCUCGGCCGUGGUCGAGCUUCCCCCGGCCGUUCCAUCAGACAGCACGGCCGCAACCAACUCCUCGUCAAUACCACCCGCUACCCAUUCUCCCGUUCCUUCAGCCGACCUAGCGUCCCACCCAAGCGCACGGACGUUCUUCGCCCUCUCUGACCUCUCCGCACUCUUCGGCGCCGACCCAAAGCCGACGUCAAAACAUAAGCACAACCACGUCACGCACAAGCUGACCUUCUACUCCGCGUACGUGCUGGGCGUGCCCCCCUUGCUGCUGCAUACACUUGCAGGAGAGGUCACUGGGCGCGCGGAAGCCAUGGCGAGGGAGAGCGCGGACGUCGGCGGCGGUACUGCUCAGACGGCAGAGAGGCUUCAGGAGUCCGCGGCGGGUGCUUCGGCGGACCAGACCACACGGAUAGUCGAAUUGAGUUGA